AUGAGGCUCACUAGCAAGAUCCUACCGGUGCUCUCUCUCUGGUGCACGGCUGUAAUGGCAACACUUCCUACUUCCUACGAUGUCGUCUGGGAUAAACCAGGUGUCAAUGGAUCAGCCGAUUCAAUGCCUCUCGGUGGUGGCGACAUUGGUCUGAAUACAUGGUAUGAGAAUGGCACCAUUCUCAUGUACGUUGCUAAAAGCGGCACCUUUGACGAGAACAACUCUCUUCUCAAACUCGGUCGUGUCAGAUUAUCCUUCGAUCCCAACCCCUUCGACAGCGACUUUGAGCAAAGACUUGUUUUGAAUGACGGUUAUGUCAAGUACACCGGCAAGGAUAACGCCACAGCUAAAGUCUGGGUCGACGUAUUCAACCCUGUCGUGCACAUAGAAGUCGACAGCCCUGAGAAGAUUUCUGUCAACGUAGCUUAUGAGAACUGGCGUUACGAAGACCGACCCAUCGUUAAUGAGGAGCGCAACCAGGGCUCAUGGGGCAUAUACACCUCCAAGAUUGCCAACGGAACUACCUACGCUGACAAGAUCCUCUUCCAUGAGAAUGGCGUGCUCAUGAGCCACCGUAAUGAAAAGUUGGAUCUAUGGAACUUUCAACUAAAGCAGCAGGGGCUCGAGAAGUACAGUGAUGAGAUGUACAACCCAAUGCGAAACAACGAGUUUGGUAUCUUUGUCCACUCCGAGCAACUCAAGCCUGCCGAUAUUACCGAUGGUCACUACGUCAACACUACUUACAAAGCCUGGAAUCUCAAAAGUAAGGCGGCUGGAAAAUCGUUUAAAGUUUCGCUCUCCAUGUAUCAAGCCCAAACCAAAAAUCACGAUGAGUGGUACAAGGGUCUCAAAAAGGUCAUCAUGUCCGCUGUCAAGAAUACUCAUGACGCCACUCUCACCUGGUGGCACGAAUACUGGGCUCGUUCAUACAUCAUCAUCAAUGAAGAUAAGGGUGAAAAGGAUGCAGGAUUCCAAGUAGGAAAGAACUACCAGAUUUGGCGCUUCCUAAUGGGCUGCAACGCGAAAGGAGAAUGGCCGACCAAGUUCAAUGGUGGUCUCUGGACUUUUGAUCCCGUCUUCGUCAACCCUUAUCGGCCUUACACGCCCGACUAUCGACGCUGGGGCGGAGGUACAUUCACUGCUCAGAACCAGCGUCUCUUGUACUGGCCCCUCUUGAGAUCUGGUGACUUUGAGACUAUGACGCAGCAGUUUGACUUUUACAAGCGCAUCACGCCGAACGCAGUUCUAAGAGGAAAGGUGUACCAGAAUAUCGAUGCAGCGUAUUUCUUGGAACAGAUCGAUAAUACCGGUCUGUCGAAUGUGUUUGAGUACAAUGCACAGUGGUAUGACGAUGAUGCAAAUACACCCCGUCCUGACUUUUUCCCUGAUGGGGAGUUGUGGAAUGUUUGGUUGAACCAUAUGCAAGAUACUGCUAAUGAGUUCGCCGAUAUGAUCCUACAAGCCAACAUUUACUCGGGCUACGACGUUACGCCUUAUCUCGAGUUUAUCGAGUACCAGCUCGCCUGGUUCGACAAGUACUACACCCGAGAGAUGCUCAAACGCAACCCUUGGCCGUUGACCGGCAUUUCUGGCAAUGAAUCCCUCGUCAUUUAUCCUGGGUCAGCCGCUGAGACAUAUAAAGAAGCGUAUAAUCCUGUCUCCACUCUGGCUGGUCUACGUCAAGUCAUCAAAGAUCUCAUGAUCGUAGACGAGUUCUCCCUUCAAAACAAGACGUACUACCAGAAAUAUCUCGAUAAGAUCCCCGGCAACACGCUCCGUCAGCAACAGGGUCACACAUGUAUUGCUCCAGCGGAGGCAUACACGCGUGUUCAGAACAGCGAGGUACCCCAGCUGUAUACUGUCUUUCCCUGGCCCGAAUACGGCCUUGGCCUUCCUAACCUCACGCAUGCCAUCAACACGUAUCUCUAUGACACAGAGACAGUCAUCUACCAUGGCAACAAUGGUUGGAAGCAAGACGUCAUUUGGCUCGCACGUAUGGGAUUCACUGCAAACGCAACAUCCAUGACGGAAGAGCGGUAUACGCCUAGCAAAGUGUGCAAGUUCCCCGUUUUUAAGGGUCCCAAUUUUGACUGGACACCUGAUCUGAACCAUUACGGGGCUGCAGCUAUUGGAUUGCAGGAACAGCUUAUCCAGACUUUUGCAGGGGAUGAUAUUAGACUGCUUGCUGCGUGGCCUGAGAGUUGGGAUGUUAGGUUCAAGGUUUGGGCGCCACAUAAUACUACCGUUGAGGGUACUGUGACGAAGGGUGAUGUGGAAAAGCUUGUUGUUCUGCCCAAGUCUCGGACGAAGGAUGUCGUUGCGGGACAAAACUAG
This is a messenger RNA of Fusarium pseudograminearum CS3096, 2334 nucleotides long. RefSeq lists its product as uncharacterized. Bases 1 to 2334 code for a protein of 777 amino acids. The transcript has 3 exons. The record is from RefSeq and is a predicted model, not a curated record. Gene Ontology annotation, biological process: carbohydrate metabolic process. Lineage: Eukaryota; Fungi; Ascomycota; Sordariomycetes; Hypocreales; Nectriaceae.